UCAACUCGACCGAGGCUGCAAACAACAACAAGAAAUGUGUUAACGAUCUCAACAAUGCUAUUUUGCGUGUUAGAAAAUAUAACGCUCCAGUUGUUGGCUGUCCCAGCUUUUGUAACUGUAGGUUGAAGACGGGUUUGAAUGAGUAAGCCUCCUUUGAGCUCGGUCGAUAGUAAACUUUUGCUAGGCUGCUAGUUUACGUAGCUAAAGAUUGAGUUGUGUCGGCUCAUUCCUCCCAAGUCUUCUGUACAUUUAACUUAAUUUGACAGCAGUUUGUUUUAUUUGUCAAGAGACUUGAUGUUGAACAGCACACAGACAGUACAAACACGUAAAUAGCAUCAUAGUCAUCGUUAUGGGAGACAAGGAGCUGAGUCUUAUCGACAAGAAUAUAACAAGUUUGCUGGAUGUUCCCUUGACUCCCACUGUAACAUCACUCAGUCUGCACUGCAAUCACAUCCCAAGGAUCGAGGGUCUGACCUCAGCUUGGCACCUGCGGCACUUAGACCUUUCUUCCAAUUGUAUUUCUAAGAUUGAAGGUCUAAGUUCCCUUACUUCCCUGAGAACAUUAAAUUUAUCCUGUAACUUAAUCACCAAGGUUGAAGGACUGAAUGGCCUUGUGAACUUAACACGAUUAAACUUGUCCUACAAUCAGAUAAAUAACCUCACUGGGUUGUUGUAUCUUCAUGGCACAGAGUACAAGCUGAAGCACCUCAGUCUCCAUAGCAACCACCUGGACCGCAUCGAUCAACUGCUUCAGUGCCUGCUGGGAUUGCAAAGUGUAAGAGAGGUGACUUUAAGCCAGGAUGGCAGAGACAACCCUGUGUGUAGGUCACCAGAUUACAGGGAGAUCGUUAUGCAGUCGUUGCCACAGAUCUCCGUCCUGGAUGGCCUUGACCGGCUGGGAAAUCCAUCACAUCCAGGUCUAGGCAGUCCCUGUGAUAUCCCUGGUCUGGAGGACUAUGUGGACCUCCUGCUCUCCUCAGAUACAAGUCACAAUGAAGCUCUAAGAGGGGACGGCCCUCUCACCACACCCCGCAUUGACGAGGUGCUGACCCAGUUUCGGCAGCGGAUUGCCUCUGAAGCAAUUACAGAUGCAGCCACACAACCAGAUCGCCAGUGCUUCCAGCCAGUUCAUUCCGCUGUGGCUCCAGCAGACCCCGUUAAUGAACAACGCAUCAGGAAACUGGAGCACCAGGUGUCGCAGCUCAUCCAGAAGGCCCCUGCAGGUGACAAAACCAGUGGUUCUACUCAUUCCGUGGUGACGUUACGAAAAGCCAAGAGGGACACAGACCGCACGUCAGAGAGUGAGUGUGACAGCGGGAAGGAGAACAGGAGGCGCACCAGGAUCCCCAAAUAUCGUAAGAACAUAACAAUGAGGACGACCAGCAUGGAGAUCAAAGGCAGGAGAUCAGACAGCGAUCAGGAGAAUCAUAAACAGAGGAGUUCAAAGUCUGCUGUGGCGCCCAGGAGGAAGCCUGGUGGUGCAGGAGUUGUCGACGCAGUUGGACCAACAAGGAGUGGAUCUCUGAGAGCUGCUAAGGCCUCAGGCGAUAUGAAAAGGAAGUCCACCGAGGAGGAGGAAACCUACAGGACAAUUGUGGAGGAGCGUGACCAGGAAAGGGAGAGGCGUUGGAAGGCGGAGCAGGCUGUGAGGAAGCUAACAGAGGAGCUAAAGUGCCUGCAGACAAGGGUCAGUGAGGAAAAAGACCUUCAGAGCAUGGCCCUGCACACCACAGACCGACUGAAAGAAUUGUUGCUAAAGGAGCGAUCGGGGCACUCUGAACUACAGACUCAUGUGGAGGAGCUGGAGGGGAGGUGUGAGUCCCUAACCCAGCAGCUGGAGCAGGCCCGCAGCAGUGAAGAACAACGCAAGACUGCACUGCACAGACUGGAGGAAAGCAUCUCCCAUGGAGAGGCACUCAGGACUCGCCAGCAGGCUGAAGAGAUGAAGCGGCACCAGGAGCUGGAGAACAAAGCAGCAGCUCUGAAGAGGGAGUUGGACAUCCAGAGAGCCUCAGUGCGCCAGCACAAAGACAAACUGCAGCAGCUGCAUGAACUGCUCGCAUCCAGGGAACAAGAGCACAGAAAACAGCUGGAGUUGCGUUUGCAGCCUAGCGGGACGGAUUUCCGUGAUGCUGUGGCGCAAGAAGUUGCAUCAGUGGAACAGAGACAAGCUCACAGGGAGGCAGAGCUGCGGGAGAAACUGGCAGACGGCAGGAAGCAGUACGCUGCUCUGGAGGACGAGUUCCGCAUGGCACUAACCAUCGAGGCUGCUCGCUUCUCUGAGGUGAAAGAGGCUUGUGAUCAGAUGACUGCAGAGCUGAUGGAGCUCAAGGCGACCGUCGCCCAGUCCCAGCAGAGGGAGAAAAAAUCAAGCUGUCUGGUGCAGGAGCUCACAGCCAUGGUCAAAGAACAGAAGAACCGCAUCACUGAGCUCAUCAAAGCCAAAAGAGACGCUGUAACUGAUCUAAAGAGCCGCCUGCAUUCCUUGGAAGCAGAGGUGGAGCGGGACCGGCGUCACAGCCUGCAGCUCGAGUUGCUCAAGAAAGACAAGGCGCGACUGUUGUCUCAGCUCACAGCUCAGGAGUCAGUGAUAGAUGGCCUCAGGGCAGAAAGGAGGAUUUGGGGCCAGGAGCUCGCUCAGCAAGGAGCAUCUUUAGCUCAGGACCGUGGGCGCCUGGAGGCCAGGAUAGAGGUGCUGAGCACUGAGCUGGAGACACAGAAGAAACAGAAUGAGAGGGACAAUGAUGCCCUCAAAAUCAAAGUCAAAAUCAUUGAUGACCAGACAGAGACCAUCCGCAAACUCAAACAGGUCUUGCAGGAGCGUGACGAUCAGAUCCGUAGGCUGCGUGAGGAGGCAGUCCAGGCCCAGAAGAGUUUUCAGCAGCAGCAGGAGGAGGAAACAGCACGGCAGGCUGAGCUGAGAGAGCGGCUAGAACAUGUCAGCCUGCGCAAGGAGGAGCUGAAACAGCAGCUGGAGGACAGAGAGGCAGAGCUGGAGGAGGUCAAAAGAAUUCACAGUGAUUCCAGUAAGAAGUGGCAGGAGAAAGCAGACCUGCUCACUCGGUUGGAGAGCCAGGUGAAGCGUAUGAAAGACAACUUUGAUUCCAAGGAAUGCUUGCUGCUGGAAGAAAGAGAUAAAGCAACAGAAGCCCACAAGGCUGCAGUAGAGAAGUUGCACUGUGUGGAUGAUGCUUUCCGUCGACAACUUGAGUCUAUCCAGGCUUCCCAUCAAGCUGAGCUGCUGCGAAUGGCUAAUGAAAAGCAGAAACAGAUAGAGCAAGCCAAUCAAAAGGUGUUUGACGUGGAGGAGGAGAUGCGUCAGCUCCUGGAGGAGACAGAAACUAACAAGCGAAUCAUGGAAGAGAAAAUGAAACGUCUCACAAGUGUACUUAAAGACUUCUAACCCAUAAAAUACGUCUUGUUUUGCUGCUACAGAAAUGUAUGAAUUAAAACACUGGUGGAUAGUUGUAUUUAUUCUUUAUGACAAUUACAUUUACUACUUUUUAUUUAUUUUUUAUGUUAAGUUAUUGUAUUUCGAUAAAUCAUGAUUUAUCUAAUUUUUUUUCUUGAGCAAAUUUUUAUUUUCUUUUUUAGAACACGUAACAGAAUUGGGUUUAUGCAAAGGGAAAAUGAGAACAUCAGGUUCUGUGUUAAAUAAUUGUUAAUCUUAUGAUCAAUUAAUAUAAGUUUUGAAUUUAUUAUUAAUAUUACUACAAUUUUUUGGUAUGUGAGCAUUUUGCUUUGUGAAUAUGCUUUCCUUGAC
Messenger RNA from Seriola dumerili (greater amberjack), 3763 nucleotides. RefSeq names its product leucine rich repeat and coiled-coil centrosomal protein 1 (gene lrrcc1). The record is from RefSeq and is a predicted model, not a curated record. Gene Ontology annotation, cellular component: cytoplasm; centrosome. The transcript is spliced from 19 exons. Lineage: Eukaryota; Metazoa; Chordata; Actinopteri; Carangiformes; Carangidae. The coding region runs from base 350 to 3403 and encodes 1017 amino acids. Gene Ontology annotation, molecular function: protein binding.